This is a messenger RNA of Gopherus flavomarginatus (Mexican gopher tortoise), 1016 nucleotides long. RefSeq names its product collagen alpha-1(I) chain-like. The transcript has 7 exons. The coding region runs from base 76 to 882 and encodes 268 amino acids. NCBI's taxonomy places the organism in Eukaryota, Metazoa, Chordata, Testudines, Testudinidae. The record is from RefSeq and is a predicted model, not a curated record.
GUGGCGUCUCUGGUAGGUGGGUACCAGGGGAACCAGCCGACCCUAGCAGGGCGGCGAGGGCGUCUCCUGCCCCGCAUGGCGUUUCUGGUAGGUGGGUAUCAGGGGGACCAGCCGGACCUAGCAGGGCGGCGAGGGCGUCUCCUGCCCCGCGUGGCGUCUCUGGUGGGCAGUUGGAUACCAGAGGAACCAGCCGGCCCUAGCAGGGCGGCGAGGGCGUCUCCUGCCCCGCGUGGCGUCUCUGGUAGGUGGGUACCAGGGGGACCAGCCGGACCUAGCAGGGUGUCGAGGGCGUAUCCUGCCCCGCGUGGCGUUUCUGGUAGGUGGGUACCAGAGGAACCAGCCGGCCCUAGCAGGGCGGCGAGGGUGUCUCCUGCCCCGCGUGGUGUCUCUGGUAGGUGGGUACCGGGGAACCAGACAGCCCUAGCAGGGCGGCGAGGGCGUCUCCUGCCCCGCGUGGCGUCUCUGGUAGGUGGGUACCAGAGGAACCAGCCGGCCCUAGCAGGGCGGCGAGGGUGUCUCCUGCCCCGCGUGGUGUCUCUGGUAGUUGGAUACCAGAGGAACCAGCCGGCCCUAGCAGGGCGGCGAGGGCGUCUCCUGCCCCGCGUGGCGUCUCUGGUAGGUGGGUACCAGGGGGACCAGCCGACCCUAUCAGGGUGUCGAGGGCGUCUCCUGCCCCGCGUGGCGUUUCUGGUAGGUGGGUACCAGGGGAACCAGCCGGCCCUAGCAGGGCGGCGAGGGCGUCUCCUGCCCCGUGUGGCGUCUCUGGUGGGCAGCUGGAUACCAGGGGGACCAGCCAGCCCUAGCAGGGCGGCGAGGGCGUCUCCUGCCCCGCGUGGCGUCUCUGGUGGGCAGUUAGAUACCAGGGGGACCAGCCGGCCCUAGCAGGGCGGCGAGGGCGUCUCCUGCCCCGCGUGGUGUCUCUGGUAGGUGGGUACUGGGGAACCAGCCGGCCCUAGCAGGGCGGCGAGGGCGUCUCCUGCCCCGCGUGGCAUCUCUGGUGGGCAGCUGGAUACCAG